CUUGUACCUUGAGAUGUAAACAAACAUUUCACGUGGUGUAUUGUUGGUAUAGAACACUUCAUUAACUUUUCCUAACUCGGAGAAGAUUUAAUAUACCACUUUCUAAAAAAUGGCUAAACCAAAAUUGAAUAUUAUCAAGGAAAACCAAAAAGCUGUACAUCCAAGGAGCAGAAAAGCAAAACAGUUAUCCAAAAAAUUCAGUAGACAACUAAAAUUACAGAAACGAAGAGGAGAGAGCAAUGCGAAGCUUCAGUUUUUAGGUGAUAAAUUGGUCUGGUUUAAAGAUAACAUGGAUCGGCAGCUUAAGGAAUUUACGCCCAAAGAUGCACUUGAAUUAAUUCAGAGAUAUAUUGAUCGCAAUCUUGAGGAGCUUGAACAAAUACAGUUGAAGCACAAGAUUGGUGGUCGGGCAUCACGGCAGCAUGCCAGUCGAGAGGACCACAUAAGAAUCACACGAGAAAGGGAGAUGAACCAGUUUUCUGGCUCAGGCCUUGAAACUGUGGACUUCAUAAAUCCAGAAGCCCUGGAAAUUUUCAAGUCUUGGUCAGGAGAGAUACGCUACUUAUCAAACCUCAAACUAAGAAGAUUCACCACGCAGUUUUUAGAGACGGGAGUAACAUCACCUGAAGGUUGUACCUCACCUCAUACUGCAGAGUCAAAUGAUGGAGAAGAAAUGGAUGAUGAUACUGAUGAUGUUCAUAAUGAAUCUGAAGAUGAAGAAAUAGCAGAAUAAUGAAAGAUAAUUCUAGUUCUUAAUGUUAAAUAUUUGUAGACAAUAAAUUGAUUCUUUUAAAGAUACUAUCAUAACA
Homarus americanus (American lobster) is the source of this 809-nucleotide messenger RNA. Its product is annotated as translation machinery-associated protein 16-like. Gene Ontology annotation, cellular component: nucleus. The transcript has 5 exons. The coding region runs from base 110 to 733 and encodes 207 amino acids. The record is from RefSeq and is a predicted model, not a curated record. Lineage: Eukaryota; Metazoa; Arthropoda; Malacostraca; Decapoda; Nephropidae.